This is a messenger RNA of Chenopodium quinoa (quinoa), 1947 nucleotides long. RefSeq names its product cytochrome P450 77A3-like. The transcript is spliced from 2 exons. Gene Ontology annotation, molecular function: heme binding; monooxygenase activity; oxidoreductase activity, acting on paired donors, with incorporation or reduction of molecular oxygen. The coding region runs from base 121 to 1668 and encodes 515 amino acids. NCBI's taxonomy places the organism in Eukaryota, Viridiplantae, Streptophyta, Magnoliopsida, Caryophyllales, Amaranthaceae. The record is from RefSeq and is a predicted model, not a curated record.
AAUUUAUGUAUACUCUCACACAAUAAUAGCUCUCUAUAUAUUAAACCCUUCUCAUACGUCUUUUACAUACUACAUACACUAUCAUAUUGUAAGUGUCAAUUUUUUCCACUCUAAAAACACAUGGAACUCUUAGACAUACUCUUACUCCUCCUAGUAACAAUCUUUCUCCCUUUGUGGUGGCGACGAAUGUCAUCCACCACUGGUAAGGGCCCGAGGAGUAACCUUCCCCCGGGCCCACCAGGGUGGCCUAUCGUUGGAAAUCUCUUUCAAGUCAUACUCCAACGUAGGCCUUUUAUGUAUGUGGUUCAAGACCUACGAAAGGAGUACGGGCCUAUCUUCACGAUGCAGAUGGGCCAACGAACCUUGAUCAUCCUUACGGAUGCAAACCUAAUCCAUGAAGCCCUUGUUCAGCGGGGCGCACUCUUUGCGAGCCGCCCUGCUGAGUCCCCCACCCGGUUGGUCUUUAGCCUCGGGAAGUGCGCCAUCAACUCGGCGGAGUAUGGCCCGCUAUGGCGGGCCUUACGUAAGAACUUUGCCGCCGAGGUGGUGGGCUCGGCCCGGGUUAAGCAAUGCGGGUGGGUAAGGAAGUGGGCCAUGGAGAACCACAUGGGCCGGCUCAAGGAGGAGGCCCAUGAAAAGGGCUACGUAGAGGUAAUGAGCCAAUGUAGGCUAACAAUAUGUAGCAUUAUAAUCUGCCUUUGCUUCGGAGCCAAGUUAUCCGAAGAGUUGAUAAAAAACAUUGAAAGUGUCCUCAAGGAUGUUAUGCUUAUGACUCUACCGAAGCUUCCAGACUUUCUGCCCGUUCUAACCCCGUUGGUUGCCCGGGGGCAGCUUAGGCGGGCGAAGGCGCUAAGAAAAAAACAAAUGGAGAUCCUCGGCCCGCUAGUCCAGGCCCGAAAGGGUUUUGUCGAGAGCCGUGGGAGCCCGAAGAGUAGCUCUUUCGACAUGGCGAGCCCGGUUGGGGCGGCCUACGUGGAUUCUCUCCUAAGCCUUGACCCGCCGGGGAGGCCCGACGGGCUUGGGGAGGAAGAGCUGGUGACUUUGUGCUCGGAGGUGAUCAAUGCCGGAACUGACACUAGUGCCACCAUCAUCGAGUGGGCCCUCCUACACCUUGUGUUGGACCAGAAGGUUCAACAGAAAUUGUACGAAGAAAUCGUAGAUGUGAUAGGACAUAAUAAUGGGGUUGUUUCUGAGGAUGAUCUCGAGAAGAUGGUAUACCUCAACGCCUUCAUCAAGGAGACGUUGCGGCGGCACCCACCAAGCCACUUCCUCCUCUCUCAUGCCGCGAGGGAGGACGCCGUCCUAGGCGGCUACACCAUCCCAAAAGAUGCAAAUCUCGAGAUUUACACGGCAUGGGUGACCCAAGACCCGGCCCUAUGGCCCGACCCGGAAGCUUUCCGGCCCGAGAGGUUCUUGCCCGGAGGUGAAGGGUAUGAGGUGGAUUGGACGGGUAACCGGGGGGUUCGGAUGCUGCCCUUUGGGGCGGGUAGGCGGAUCUGCCCGGCUUGGAGUUUGGGUACGUUGCAUGUGGGUCUAAUGCUUGCUAGGAUGGUGCAUGCUUUUCGUUGGGUUCCUUAUCCGGGUAGCCCGCCCGACCCGACCGAAACUUUUGCUUUUACUAUGGUGAUGAAGAACCCCCUCAAGGCUGUCAUUUUUCCUAGGUGUUGAUAAUGGAUCUGAGAUCAGAAAUUACAAUAUAUAUUAAGGCCGGGUUAAUAUAUAAUUUACUUAAUUUAAUUGAAUUAUUGGUUUAAGCAUUUUCUAUGUACUAUGUUAAUUAAUGUAAUAGGAUAAAUUUAUAUAUAUAUAGGUGGUGUAGCUUAUGAAAAAUGAUCAAGUACGAUAAUAUAUAAACCGAGAAUGGUAAUACAUCAUGCAUGCAUGUAUGAUAAUUUAUGUAAUUGGUUUUCUUAAUUUCUCAUUUUAUAAAUAUAUUUUCUUCUAUUA